Molecule: messenger RNA, 1605 nt
Organism: Salvia splendens (bonfire salvia)
Lineage: Eukaryota; Viridiplantae; Streptophyta; Magnoliopsida; Lamiales; Lamiaceae
Exons: 3
Coding region: 401-1441 (346 amino acids)
Cellular component (GO): cytoplasm
Source: RefSeq, a predicted model, not a curated record
CAGUUUUAUGUAAAUUGAAAGCAACAAAUUCUCAGUUGACUCAUUCUUGGCUAGAUCCCAUCAAUUACAAAUCACUGUGAUUUGUUUGUUUGAUCUCUCAUUUCUCAAUCGAUUCCGUCGAAUUCAUCAACACUGCUGCAUUAUUGUCGAAGAUCAAAAGCUCAUAAUCUGAAUUCACCCAAUUCAGAUUCACAAUCACUUCGAAUUUCACUUCAUUCGACCAAAUUCCCAACCGGGCUUCGUCAAUUCCCCAACUUUUUCACUCCCAACAUUGCGAAUUCCUCAUUUAUUGGUGUUGAAAUUUGAAAAGGGCAUGCUUGAAAUUCAUGGUGCCACUGUUGUUUUUCUUGAUUUGUUGCACACAUAUGCACUAGGUUCUUGGAUUUGAUUCAUCUAAUCUAUGAAGCCAAGUUAUUCAUUUGGAGCUAGCAAUAGUCCCAAGUCAUUCCAAGCAUAUCCAAGGAGGGAUUUUGACUUGGAAUCUGGGAUUCCUAAGAAAUCACGAAAGCCAAAAAAUAAUCUCUUGAGAAUGAUCAAAUCACUAGGAAAUAGGAUACAUCAUUGUGUUAAACUCCACCCCCUUUUGCUGGUGUUCUUGAUUUUCUUGUCAAUUGGCGUUGCUGUCCUGAUUUUGUUCUCGGUGUAUGAUGGAGGUGUGAGGAUGAUGUCUUCUUAUGGGGUAGUGGAUAGGAAUGCAGAUAGAGAUAGUUACCCUUUUGGUAGCUUGAGGAAUCUUGUGAUGGUGGCCGGGCAUUCGGUUUACACGAGUAGUAGCUGCGAGAAAGUGGAUAAGGAGGAUGCUUGGUAUUUGGAGCCGUAUCAGAAGCAUCCGGGGCAGGCUGCAACGUUUGUCACGCAUAUUGAGAGGGGAGUGGAGAUUGCAGCCAAGGAUGAUGCAGCAUUGCUCUUGUUUAGUGGGGGUGAGACUCGGAAGGAAGCUGGUCCACGGAGCGAAGCUCAGAGUUAUUGGACCGUGGCAGAGUCCAAGCAAUGGUUUGGCAAACGAGACAGCGUGCGAAGUAGAGCGCUUACUGAAGAGCAUGCUCGAGAUAGCUUCGAGAAUCUUCUGUUUAGCGUGUGUCGCUUUCGAGAGCUUACGGGCACUUAUCCACACAACAUUACUGUCGUAGGUUACGACUUCAAGGAGGAGAGGUUCGUCCAUUUACACCGUUCAGCGAUUAGGUUUCCGGAAUUCCGGUUCCUGUAUUCAGGCACGGCGUCCUCUCAAAACUCAAGAGAAGCUGCACUAAAAGGCGAAGCACUGGUGAGGUCUCAGUUCCAAGAAGAUCCUUAUGGUUGUUUAGGCGCGUUGAGUCGCAAAAAGCUCGGGCGCGAUCCCUUUCACCGGUCGAUCCCGUACCCUAAUGGAUGCCCGGAAAUCAAGGGGUUGUUCAGUUAUUGUGGAACUGCACCAUUUCCUGGCUGGCUGCCUUGGGCUUAAUAACUUAGUCUUAUAAAUUUUUUUGAGUUUACACAACAUAAGAUGCUGCAUAGCUGAUGAUCACUCCACUCUUGUUGUAAUUAUUGUAGAGAAAGAACUAAGAGCAUCAUUAAUCCCGGCCCAGUUUCAGGCCCCAAGUCCCUCCACGUCAUCAUUCCCCCAAA